Messenger RNA from Stegodyphus dumicola, 3009 nucleotides. RefSeq names its product SRSF protein kinase 3-like. The record is from RefSeq and is a predicted model, not a curated record. Gene Ontology annotation, molecular function: protein serine/threonine kinase activity; ATP binding. Gene Ontology annotation, cellular component: nucleus; cytoplasm. NCBI's taxonomy places the organism in Eukaryota, Metazoa, Arthropoda, Arachnida, Araneae, Eresidae. Gene Ontology annotation, biological process: spliceosomal complex assembly; peptidyl-serine phosphorylation; regulation of mRNA processing.
AUGAUAAAUACUGUCUUAUAUUUAAAUAUAGUCAGUACUGCUCCUAAAGAAUUCAGAGGACCCAAUCCAAAUACUAAAAUGUCAAAAAAUAAAAAGAAAAAAAUGCGUAAGAAAGCGAAGCGUCAGCAAGAAUUGCUGGAAAUGCAAAUGCAGCAGCUUGAAGAAUUAGAAAUGGAAGAAAAUUUGAAUCAGGAUCGUGUAGUUGGUGAUGGAGAUAAUAUAGAAGGUGAACAAUUAGACAAUGACAGCAGGUGUAAUGGAAGCUCAGAUGACAAUUGUGGCCAAAACACCCACAUGACUAAAUCUACAUAUAGGCAUUCCCCUAGUGCUUCAAUUUCUCCUUCAGCUGGUUAUUGUAGUCCCACACAUUGUGAAAAUAUACCAAGGAUUGGGAGUGUUGAAAGACCUCGCCUCUCUGUGUCAGCAGAAGGGCUGUGUAAUGGUCAUGAAGAAGGACUUUGUAAUGAAGAUGAAUCUUACAUGAUGUUGAGGGGGAGGCUAGAAAGAUCAGAAAGCACAUUAACUCCUUCCUGUCACCAAAAAUCUAAAGAACCUGAAAUUAGGAGGGUUGCAUCUUGCCCAGAAAAUGAUAAACCAAUGGAUCAUAAACCCGACCCUGUUCAUGAAGUUUGUGAUAUAUCUGUGAAAAUAGCUGAUUUAGGAAAUGCCUGCUGGGUUCAUCAUCAUUUCACUGAAGACAUACAAACCCGGCAAUAUAGGUGCUUAGAAGUUCUUUUAGGUGCUGGAUAUGGUCCACCUGCUGACAUAUGGAGUACAGCUUGUAUGGCUUUUGAAUUGGCUACUGGUGAUUAUCUGUUUGAGCCUCAUUCAGGUGAAGAUUAUUCAAGGGAUGAAGAUCACUUAGCACAUAUUAUUGAACUUCUAGGCGACAUACCAAAGCAUAUUGCAUUUUCAGGAAAAUAUUCACGAGAAUUUUUCAAUAAAAAAGGUGAGCUACGACACAUAACUAAGUUGAAGCCUUGGGGACUGUAUGAUGUACUAACAGAAAAAUAUGAAUGGGAUCCUGUUGAUGCUCAGGCAUUUACAGACUUUUUAAUUCCUAUGCUAGCCUUUGAUCCGAAUGAACGUGCUAAAGCUUCUGACUGCUUAAAACAUCCUUGGUUGGCUUCAUGACUUCCAGAAAAAUUUAGCUCCUUUUACCUCUAAAUUCAAAGAACUAAUGAAAGUCAUGCAUUUCUUCUGGCAUUAAAUCAACUUAAUCAUUUGUACAUGUUAUUUGUCAUAGAUUUUUCAUUUUGAAUAAUAAUAAAAUUUAGAUCUAAACAAUUAUGAAACAGAUGUGUUUUGCAUUAUCUAUAUAGGACAGAUAAUGGUCAAUUUUAACAUUAUGAGUAAAAAUGAAGCAAUUGCUAAUCAAGUAGCUUUCAUAGUUGUUAGCUACAGGGAUCAUACAUGAUGUACGAUGGUUAACAGUUUUGAUUGAAUUUUUUAAUGUGUCUCAUUUGUGCGACAAGUUUCAUUUAUAUUUUCAUUUGUUUUUGUGCCUUCAUUUUUAUCUUCAUAAUUUAUUUAGGGAGGAAUUAUAAGUAAAGUUUUGAUUCCGGUACUGCAGCUGAAUUUGACUUAAAAUAAAAAAAGUUUUUAUAUCUUACAUUAGUGGAUUUUUUUAAUAAAUGUUUGUUAUUUAAAAUAUCUAAAUGCUAAUUAAUUGCUUCCAUAACUGAAUACUUUCGUGAGGUAUUCUGCUUAAAAGUGGUUUUUAUUUUUGCUUAAGUUGAAAUGUUCUCAUAAAAUAAUAUUGGUGGUGACAGGUUUGAAAAAAUUCUGCAAAUUAAUGUUUAGGGAGGAUAAACUUUUAUUAUUAUAUGUCAUGAAAUGCAAGUCUUAUCCUUUUAUGUCAGAAUUCUUUCGGAUAUCUAAGUGAUAUAUUUAUUUGAAAGUGUAUCAGUAGUCUGAAUCAAAGUAAUACUGAUUUUAAAACUUCAGUGUGCCUCUAAUUAUCAAGUUAAUAUGACGUAAGUUUGAAUUUUCCAAUAUGUUUAUUAUAAACUUUAUUUAAAAAAUAAAUAUUUUUUGUGAUUUCAUAAAUUUUUCAUGUCAGACUAGUUUUGACUUAUUAUGCUAGCUUAAAAGUUGUACUGUGACAUUUCAUUGAAUUCUGUGUAAAAGAAGUUUUCAAUAAAUUUUUCUGUUUUUGUAUCUUAUUUGGUUUACGUAAGUACGGUGAUGUGUAAGUAUGUAAAUGUUUUUCAGUUGAUUAUGAGAUUUUCAUCUUCCCUAUGCCUUCAAAUUGUCAAAAAUUCAGAAUCUCAUCAGUGACUGAGGUCUGUUUAUAAAAGAAUGCCAAGCAUUUUGUAUAGUAUGUAAUUGUGUUUUUGGUAUGUAAAAAAUAUAGUAUAAAAGAAAUUUCAAGCAUAAUUUAAUUUGGGUUUACUUUCAGAUUUUUACUAUCAUCUUAGUUUUGUUCAAAAUCAUAGGCUUUUUUUUAAAUUCAAAACAUUCUAACUAUAUUUUCUUAUAAAGAAAUGUAGUUAUUAGUAAGUGCAAAAGAAGAAUUCAUUAGGGAAACUUUAUCAGUAUGUUGUAUGACGACAUUUUCCCUUACAUGCUUCAUAUUGUAAUAUAUGAAUGAUAUAGUUCUAGUAUAGUUAUGUGAAAAAGAAAGUUCUGGAAGAGGUGAUAUACAGGAAUUUUUGUGUCUUCUGUAAUUAAUAUUUUAGUUAAUUGUAUGUGUUAAAUUUAAUGACUGUUGAUUCAUUUAAAACAAAAUGUUGCAACUGUUAAAAAUUGUUGCUGAAUUGAGGUUAAAAGUAUAAAUGCUAAUGCAUAUUUGUAUGCAUGUGUACUGUGUGGUAUUUUAGUCAUAGACUUCAAAGCACCAUCAUUAUUCAUUGCAAUAUCAGUUAAUAUUAUUUUGUAUGUAUAUUUAUAUGUAAAUUAAUUUUACUGCAGCAGUCCUUUAAGGUAUGCACAUUUGUUUAAAAGAAAAAUUUGUUAUCCUUUGUAGCUUAGAAAUUUCUAGUAAUAAACAGCUGUGGCUCAAAAUUA